Molecule: messenger RNA, 1723 nt
Organism: Lathyrus oleraceus (garden pea)
Lineage: Eukaryota; Viridiplantae; Streptophyta; Magnoliopsida; Fabales; Fabaceae
Product: spermidine coumaroyl-CoA acyltransferase
Exons: 1
Coding region: 79-1497 (472 amino acids)
Source: RefSeq, a predicted model, not a curated record
UAUUUCAAGAAUUUCUAUAUAUACCUAUGAACCACACCCAUUUCACCUCACAUCUUAGUUCUCUUCAUAUCUAUCUCCAUGGAAAAUCACAAGCCACCCUCUUUCCUUUGUCUUCAUACCAAGGAUGUCAUCAUAGUUAAACCCUCCAAACCCACACCUUCUGAAAUUCUUUCACUCUCCACCAUUGACAAUGAUCCUAACAUCAACAUUCUUUGCCAAACCAUAUAUGUCUACAAAGCAAAUCAUGAUUUCCCAAAUGACCAAAAAGACCCUUCUUCUCUAAUCAAAGAAGCACUCUCAAAGGCUUUGGUUUACUAUUACCCUCUUGCAGGAAAAAUAACAACACUUGAUGAUGAAAGGCUUGGAAUCAACUGCAAUGGUGAUGGAGUUCCAUUCUUAGAAGCAAAUGCAAACUGUGAACUCUCUUCCCUUAACUAUCUUGAAGGCAUUGAUGUUCCAACAGCACAAGCACUAGUGUUUGAUAACCCUUCACAAGACCAAACUAGUCCUUAUCCUUUGGUUUUCAAAGUUACAAAGUUUCUUUGUGGUGGCUUCACAAUUGGUAUGGGAUUGUCACAUAGCGUUUGUGAUGGUUUUGGUGCAUCAAAAUUCUAUAGAGCACUUUUAGAAUUUGCAAGUGGAAAAAAUGAACCUUCUGUGAAACCUGUUUGGGAGAGAGAGAGAUUAACAGUGAAAAAAACUACUCUUAAGGAAGAAGAAGAAGAAGAACAAUUCAAGUUUCUUAUAGAUGAAACUUCUAUAGCAACUUCACCUUUUUUACCAACCAAAGAAAUCUCACAUGAAUGCUUUAACAUGGAUAGUGAAACCAUAAAAAGGCUCAAAAUGAAACUAAUGAAGGAGGUUGAUAGUGAUGAUAAUGUGAUGAUGAAGGAAAGUUUCACAAUCACAACAGUUGAAGCACUUGGUGCAUAUGUUUGGAGGUCAAAAGUAAGAGCUUUGAAACUGAACAAUGAUGGAAGAACUUUGUUUUGUUUAGCAGUAGGUGUGAGACACUUAAUGGAUCCACCUUUGCAUGAAGGGUAUUAUGGUAAUGCGUUUGUAGCUUCAAAUGUGGUGUUAAAAGUGAAAGAGCUUAAUGAAAAACCACUUUUUGAAGCUGUGAAGCUUAUCAAAGAGAGUAAAAAACUUUCAAUGAAUAAAGAGUAUAUAAGAAGUUCAAUUAACAUGUUGGAGAUAAUGAAUAGAAGGAAGAUGAAGAUUGAAGGAACAGGUGCAUCAUUGGUUUUGACAGAUUGGAGACAACUUGGUUUGUUGCAAGAAGUUGAUUUUGGAUGGAAGGGUUCAGUUAAUAUUGUGCCUGUUCCUUGGAACAUGUUUGGUUUUGUGGAUUUGUGUCUUUUUUUGCCUCCAAAUAAUUUGGAUCCUUCAAAGAAAGGUGGAGUUAGGAUCUUUGUGUCACUUCCAAGAGCUUCAAUGGAUAAGUUUAAAGAGGAGAUGGAGCUUCUUAAGGGCAUGAAACUUGAUGAAGAUAUUUAGCACCUAGCUAUAAAAAAUAUUGAUACUUUAUAAAAUUUGAUGCUUGUUUCUUUUGUAUGAAGUUCUUUUCUUUUCCUUCUAUCUUUCUUCCAAGUCAAGUGUGCUAUUUCUUUUUAGUUGCCACCACAUGAUAAUUAACGGCUGUAACACAUUGAAUCAGAGAAGGCUAUUUUUCAUGUUUCCAAGCUUAGAAAGAAAUUGUAUUCAACUCUUGUUUUAGAGAUCA